UUACUAACUGAUUGAAGUACCGUUAAUCAGGUACUUUCCCGACAUAAAUGCAAAAAUAAAUCUGCUGUGAAUGAGGCCAGUAGGGGCAAGGCGCAUACAGUAUAGUCUGACCCUUUGAAGCAAAGUCAAGGGAGGCGGAGGGGAGGCUUGUCUUUCUGGCUUUUUUCCUCCUGGUUAACUAGACAUGUGAUUAGCAUUACUGUCUCCUACUUAGUUUGCCCUGCAGUCAGCCUGGUGUGCCUUCAGAGGAAAUACUGCCCAAGGGCUACUCUCAGACAACACCAAGGCCAGCAUCUGUCAACAACAUUCACAAUUAUGCCUGGCACCACAACAGGGAAGAAGCUGGAUCUUUCCAAGCUGACAGAUGAGGAGGCUAAACAUGUGUGGGAAGUUGUCCAGAGGGAUUUUGACCUGAGGAAGAAGGAGGAGGAUCGACUUGGGGAGCUGAAGACUAAGAUUGAGAAGGAAGACACCAAGAGAGAGUUGUUGGGGAACCAGACCAGCGUGACUGAGUCUCUCUGUAUUCGCUGUCUCCAACCAUUCAAGUUCCUGGUCAACAGCAAGCGUCAGUGUCUGGACUGCCAGCUGUACAUCUGCAAGUCUUGCAGCCGCUACAACAAGAAGGAGCAUGGCUGGGUGUGUGAUCCCUGUCGCAUGGCCAGGGUCCUCAAGAUCGGCACGUUGGAGUGGUACCACGAAAACGUCCGUGCCCGCUUCAAGCGUUUUGGCAGCGCCAAGGUGAUGCGAUCGCUCUUCAAGAGGUUGAGCGGGGAACACAGCUGCACUCAGAGUGACCUUGGAGAGCCACAUGAAUACGACACACAGAGCAUGCCUGAUGUCCACGUCCACACAGAUGGAUAUGAGGAGCACAGUAUGGAUGCAACAGAUUCACAACAAGGGAUAAAAAAAGCCAAAAGGCGGCUAACUGUCGAUCCCUUUGAUUUCGGACUGGGCUGUGACUACGCCGUCGAUUCCAGAAGACAGUCAAAUCAGGCUCCAGGCUCCAAUGACAGCAUGGUCAUGGAUGUAGCUGUGAGGGAGUCGAUGCUAGCUGAAGCAGACAUGGCCUCUGUUUUCCACCAGAUUUUGGAGGAGCAACGCAAAGAUGACCUUGUGUACUCAGACAGCCGAACUGUCCCGUCUCGCUCCGUCUCCCAGCUCAGCUACUCCUCAUGUGGCAGUGGUAGUGCAGGGGGACCGCGGGGCAGCAGCAGCUACCUGCCUGGCCCUGAUGACUCAGAGGAGGAGCACGACCACUUCCAGCCCUACCCUCUCUACCAGUCUCACCCAGGCCUUUGCAGCCACAUGUCUCAGGAGAGCCUGAACUCAGCGAACCCCCCACCACAGAUCACUGACCUGAACAGACGCAUGUCAGCCAUCGAGACCUUCCUGAACCGCUUAGAACAUAAGGUCACCUCAACAUAUGAUCAGGCAUCUCCAAACAGCAGCUCUCCUCUUCCUCAGUGGGAGGAAGUGGACCUAGAGGAGCAGCAGCUCAGGCAGAAGCUGCAUGAAAUGACGGACAACAUUAGUGACCACAGCCUCACCUCUGAUGAUGAGGACGAGCCCAGCAGGCCACAUUCCUCGCAGGAGAUCCCAGCGUGGAGGAGCCCAGAGGGGGACACCAAGCCUUCCAGACUACCGACCAGACCUACAUCCAGAACGAGCAUCGUGGUCUCCAGACUGGAGGAGGAGCAGCUGCACCAGACCGACUCUCAGAAGAUGAACGACACAACAGAAAGUGUGGAGUGGAAGUGGCACCCCCUGGAAGAGGGAUCAAAGGCGAGCUUCAGAGGCUCAACAGCUUUACUUGUGGAGUUAGAGGACCAGGUAGCUCAAGCAGCGGCCAACGUCCAGAACGCCCAGAGUGAGGUCUCCUACAUAGAGAACAGGAUUGCUGCUCUGAAUGCUGCCGGCAUGCCUGUGGAUAAAAGGAGAAAGUCUGCAAUCCCGAUCCAAGCAAGAAGACUUUCCCAGAACUUUCCCACAAACCAGGUGGACAGGUUUGCGAGGAACUCCCUCUACAGGGGCUCCCUGACGCAGAGGAACCCAGUGGCCACGCCCAAGACCAGGGCAACCUGUGCGAAACCAGUAAUGACACAGGGCUCAUGAAAAGGAGGCUGACCAUCAUGUGACCGAGCAGUUUUUCUUGUCACCACAUUUUGUUUAUUACAUUUUGUAAUAAACUAAAAAUUAAGUCUAGUUAAAUGGUUUAUUAUUUACAUUUUAGAGACUGUCAGCUGGAGUGGGACUGUUUCUAGUUUUAUUUUAUUUUUUAUUUAAAAAUGUGUCCCUUUCACAUUGUUACGUUAUUUUACCAUAUUUAUAGGAUGUGAUAGUUACACAUGAUAUGUAAUAACAGUGCUAGGAGUGCAUCUUAUAGGGUGUACAUAUGAUUUUAGAUUAAUUUAAACUUAUGUAAGUUGUUGCAUACACCUUGUGUGCAAAACAUUUACAUUUUCCAUAGUAAUCUGAUAUCCUUAUCUAUUUAUUCCAGUGUUCACACAGUGCAAAUGGAAACAUGAAAUGAAAAUGUUUCCAGAUUUAAGCAACAUGUUAAAAUCUGGCGUGCAGUUUUUCAUAGUUUGCCAGUCCAAAAACAGUACAAUGAUCAGUUUUAAAUACUUUUACAUUUUAUAUUAUUUGAUGCUUUGUUAUAUUUAGUUUAUGGAAACCCUGAAAGGCAAGUAGUUUUUUUUCAUCUGAAAUUGUUUUGCUCUGAGAGGAAAGUGAAAUUUUUUAUUUAUUACUUAUUUUAUUUUAUUUUAUUGUUGUUUAGUUUUUUGUCAGGAUUUUUUUUAAGGGGUUUAAGUAUUUUUUGUUUGUUUUGUGUAAUACUCAUUCUGGCCACAAGAGGCUGACGUGCACCACUAAGUCUAAAUAGGAUUGAAAGCUUUCAUGUUUCCAUCCAGGUGGUUUUUAAUUUCUCCAAGCACUCUCUAAACACAAGGUACAUACAAUGUAUGUAAAAAAUUGUACUUGCCUUUCAGAUCUUCCAUUUAAGUUUAUAUGUUUUUCAAAUAUUUAUUUAAAAAAACCCUUAUAAUUGGACAUAACAACAGGAAUUAUGUAAUAGUAUGAGCAGCAAGUUUAACUGUGCAUUAAGGUAUAUCAGCUGUAAUAAAAUGAUAAAAUGAGUGAAAAAUGAACAAUAAAAUGAACAGAAUAUAGAGACAUAUACAUGCAAUUGGGCGCCCUGGUAGUCUAAUGGUUCAGACACAUGACAACAUAACUGUAACAUAUAUGUUUUGCCAUUCGGCCAGGGUAAAUUUUUGCUGGUCAUACCCCACUCUCUCCCCAUGUUUCCUGUCUGUAUCUGUCAAAUAAAGGCAGUAAGGCACAAAUUGUUCUUUACAAAAAGAAAUAUAGUUAAAAUUGUUGUAUUGUGACAUAAUAUCAUAAUAUAUCCCCAUUAUAUUUGUGAAUUUGAUGCUUUUCUAUAUUUUUGUCCCAAAGAGAGAUCUAAAGAUUUAAAGUCUGUAAUGAGUGGGUUCUUAUUGAACUUGCAUCAUGGUGUGUUGUGACUUGGUAAUUUGCCUGAUAUUUAGCAAUAACAGAUGCACAGAAAAAAGAGCCAUCUAUUUUUCUUAUUGUUUUUCUGUUUCUUUAUUUGAAGAUGAUUCACUAAUGAUCUGACGGGUGACAAAUUAAAGGAAACUGCUGAAUAAAUUAUUGGAGAUAAAGAAAAUUGCAGAUGCUUCCAUACAGGCCACAAAGUGGUACUGAAUGGUUUGAUGAGGAUGACAGUGAUAUGAAUCAUAUCCUAUGGUCUUUGCAGACACGGCUUUUCCUUGAAUUAGUCAUUCAUCUGUAGAUUUUAAAUUCUAUUCUGUUUUGCUUUAUUCUCUGUUAUACAGUUUGAGAUCAGCAUUUGUACCACUGACGGAAAUUUACCACUUCAGUGCCGACACUGCUAAAUCACUGCUAAGCAGAUUGUUUCAAGCCUCUGUUUAAUUACACAUCUAAUUCUAAUCAUGCAAUAUUUUUUUUGUAUUAUUAGUCUUAUUAAAUUAUUUGCAAACUAAACUAAUAGUGUUUUUUUUUUCAUUGUACCUACUAAUGUAGUUUGAUUUUACAUCUAUAAGUUCACAAACAGCCUUUUCUCCAGUACAACUGAUUUGCUUUUGUUGCUUCUCCCUGUUGCAGAUCUGCAUUAUCUCACCGUAACCUGAACAAAUCUUGCUUUUGUUCUAGAUAAUGUUGACAUCUUCAUAUGCCAAUCACAUGACAGGCCUGUUGGUCCCUUGAAGCCACUGGAGAAACUGCAUCAGUGCGCACUGGAAUAAAGCUUUGAAGGUCCUUAACACAAGCUGUUAGGAAGUGGGACACUGCAGGAAAGCUAUUCCCUAAUACACAGAUAUUAAAGUAGAACUACACAACAUUUCCACAUUCAUAACAUGCAUUCAUGGUUUUGUUUUUAAUGAUGACUUUGGCAGGUGAAGUGCUGAUACAUCACGGCAGUGACUAAGUCUUAAUUAUUAGGAUAUUAAAAUUGCCAUGUUAAAGAUUUUCUCUGUUGUCCAACCACAAAAUAUCCACAGAGCUCUGUUGAGUUUCCAAAUCUCAACCAUGUCCGUUUUGGAUUAGGUGGUUCUAUUGGAGCCCUGUAACAAAAUCCUUGAAUCCAAAUGCAAAAGGGAUAUUUUCUGGAUCAAAUGUGUCAAUUUUCCAAUGUAAGUCUUGAGAGGUGGGUGACAUCAGCAUGUCAACUCAUCGCCGCCCCUCCAGCAGGAAUAUAAAGGGAUGGAGAUGAUAAACUGAAACCGACAGAGGUGCAUCCUCCUUAUAGUGCAGGUGAGAACUCAAUCACUGGCAACACUUUCCUUGUUUGUUGGUCACAUACAAUCAAUAAUUUGUUUUUUCCCCACUUAUUGGAAUUUAUCAUGUGCUGUCAAUUCACCUAGAAGAGGAGAAGGAUUUGAUCCGGCCAAGUCGUCGCUCCUGCACCUGCUCAGCUGCUUUGGCAUUUACCGGGAGAUAGUGAAGAAGCCAGUGAAGUUUGCUUCUGCGGCUCAGACAUCCUACAUUCAUUUUUGCUGAGACGUAAGUCUUCAUAUUUGUUCAAUAUUCUCGUGAUGUUUUUAAGUGAGUUGCAAAACCAGGUCAAGUAUAAUACAACAAUGAAUUCAAGUACAGCCAGAAAGUCAAUACAAAUAGUCUGCUGAGAUUAAGGGGAAAAAACUCUAUCAAAAGUGAUCUUUAAAAGCUUGAUUUAAAAUCCAGACUACACAAUCUGCAUGUUGUUUUCACCCUCAUCCGUGUUCUGCC
Seriola aureovittata is the source of this 5268-nucleotide messenger RNA. It is a transcript of the gene mlphb, whose product is annotated as melanophilin b. NCBI's taxonomy places the organism in Eukaryota, Metazoa, Chordata, Actinopteri, Carangiformes, Carangidae. Gene Ontology annotation, molecular function: small GTPase binding; actin binding; myosin binding. The transcript has 16 exons. The coding region runs from base 316 to 2112 and encodes 598 amino acids. The record is from RefSeq and is a predicted model, not a curated record. Gene Ontology annotation, cellular component: cortical actin cytoskeleton. Gene Ontology annotation, biological process: intracellular protein transport.